AUAAAAGUUUUAAUGUUUUUAUACAUGCACAGGAGACUUUGUAAGAAAAAUAAAGACCCGUAGAAGUUACUAGGCCCAAAAGCUUAUAUGUCCUUUUAAACAAAGAACAAUAAAUUGCAGGGAUGUGACACGACAAAGGGGCUUGGGCUAAGGCUGGCAAAUUGUGGGAAAGUGACUAAGAACUGUAUGUGGAAAGUUAAUGGAAAAUAUAGGUUACAAAUUUUUGUAAGGUUUUGUUUGUAGAUUCAUCUCAGUGGCAACUCUGCCUCUAGCAAUAAUACUCUCCUCUUCCUGGUACAGAAAGGGCACCUUUCAUAAGGGAACUUUUAUGCUCCGCCUCAAACAGAAAGAGGGUGGUCAGAGAGCCUUCCCUGCAUCUGUUUUUGCUCCAUUGCCCCUGGCUCAGAAGAAUCAAUAUGCCAAAGUGGCAUAUUUUGGGAUGGCAGGCUCUAAACACUUCACCUAGUCUCCUCAACCACUUUUACAGUUGGCCCUAAUCCCCAUAAGAGUCCUGGAAACUUAUUUUUACUGUUACGGAAACAGAUUUAGAGCGGGGAUGACUGAGCCACAACCCACACCGCAGAGGGCUGCUCCAAAGUCCUCCUCGAAAUUGGUGCCAACGGCAGCAGCUAUAAUGACAGCCAGUUCACAUAGAAGUGCCUCUGUUGAUCACCAAUUAACAGUAAAAUCUGAUAAUAUCUCAUUCCAAGGUUGUCAUAAGCACUAAAUGUGGUUUUGUGACAUAAUAGGCAUUUGUUUCUCCCCAUUGCUUCCCACCACAAUAUACUCAUCAAGACUUUUCCAAGGAUACUAAGUCUAGGAAACCCAGGAUCAUGAAGAGAGGACAUGCUCUUCCAAGUGAGGCUGAGGAGAGACUUGUCUGGCGAGGCCUGUACUGACAAGUGACAUUAAAAGAGGCGAUCUGACUUCUCAUACUGCGCUUGUCCCAGGCCCGCUGUUUGUCAACUGCUGGGUUCUCAGAGCCAAAACUGUUUUCCAACAGUUUUGAAUUGAAUAACAGCCAGUUAUUCAAUUUUCUCCACAUUCUCUAAUCGGUAUACUCUUCAGAGUACAAGGGACUUGCAACGAUAUUACCCAAUGGUUGAAGAAUGUGCGCUUGACAUCUUAGGCUGUAAAAUGUCUCAAUUUCAAUUUCUAAAACAUAAAUGUCAGUGGAUGGCAUUUUCUGAAUCCCUUGUCGAUGUCCGUAAAUGGCAUGCUCUGAAUUCAACUAAACAAAAGUAUGGGUUGGGGGGAGAUGUAGGGGCAUGUCCAAAUUAUAAUUUUUAAGAGUGUAAAGGGGUCCUGAGAAAGAUUGCCAGAUUUUUUUUUUUUUUUCUUGAGUCAGAGUCUCACUCUAUCCUCCAGGCUGAAGUGCAAUGGCAUGAUCUUGGCUCACUGCAGGCUCUACCUCCCGCACUCAAGAGAUUGUUCUGCCGCAGCCUCCAGAGUAGCUGGGAUUACCCCGGAGCCCGCCACUACUGAGCCUGGCUAACUUUUGUAUUUUUAGUAGAGAAGGGGUUUCACCAUGUUGGCCAGGCUGAUUUCGAACUCCUGAGCUCAAGUAAUCCGCCAGCCUUGGUCUCCCAAAGUGCUGGGAUUGCAAGCGUGAGCCACCACGCCAGACCUGGAUUGCCAGAUUUAGCACAUAAAAAUACAGGACUCCCAGUUAAACUCCUCUCAGAUAAACCAUUAUUGCAUGAAAUACACUCACGCUAAAAACAAUUGUUCGUCGUUUACCUGAAAGUCACAUUUCAUCGGGCGUCCUGCAUUUUACCCCGCAAAUUCUAGGCCUGACACCAAAAAGUUUGAGAACCGCGCCCCUAGGCGACAGCAAGCGGAACUACGGCAAGCUCCCAGUAAUUCCGGGUGCUGCACUUCCGGUCAGGCGGUCGGGCUGCGCGGCCCUGGGGCCAGCUCACCGCCGGAAGCCUCCGCGUCCCCGACGGCCAUAUCCCGUUCCCGGUCCUGCUUCCCAGUGCCUCGGGCCUCCGGGGGCUGGUGCUGGGCGCCGAGCCGGCGGAGCCGGCGGAACCCGCUUCCCGCCUCCACGCGGCAGCGCUAGCGGCCUAGUCCCUUCACGGGCAGCUCGGUGCUGUCACCCUCACCGCUCUUCCUAUCGCCGGGAGUGGUGGGCCGACCAGGGGGCGGCCGGGCUAGCGUCCGCCAUUCCCGUGUCUCUGCGCCCCCGGGGGCCGCCCGAGCCGGCCACCAUGCCGCUGGGCCUGAAGCCCACCUGCAGCGUAUGCAAGACCACGUCGUCCUCCAUGUGGAAGAAGGGCGCGCAGGGGGAGAUCCUCUGCCAUCAUUGCACUGGCCGGGGCGGCGCGGGCAGCGGGGGCGCAGGCUCGGGGGCGGCUGGAGGGACUGGGGGCAGCAGCGGCGGUGGCGGCGGCUUCGGCGCGGCGACCUUCGCCAGCACCUCCGCCACUCCUCCGCAGAGCAACGGGGGCGGGGGCGGCAAGCAGAGUAAGCAGGAAAUUCACAGGAGGUCUGCUCGGCUCAGAAACACUAAAUACAAAUCUGCUCCGGCUGCUGAGAAGAAAGUUUCCACCAAAGGAAAAGGGAGAAGACAUAUAUUUAAAUUGAAAAAUCCCAUCAAAGCUCCUGAGUCGGUUUCCACUAUAAUCACUGCAGAAUCAAUCUUCUACAAGGGAGUAUAUUACCAAAUUGGUGAUGUUGUUUCUGUGAUUGAUGAACAAGAUGGAAAGCCCUACUACGCUCAAAUCAGAGGUUUUAUCCAGGACCAGUAUUGUGAGAAGAGUGCAGCACUGACGUGGCUCAUUCCUACCCUCUCUAGCCCCAGAGACCAAUUUGAUCCCGCCUCCUAUAUCAUAGGCAAAAGCUGUAAUUUCCAGAGAGACCAUUAGGAACAGGUAGUAUCUAUUUUUCUCCAUUAUUUAUUUCUAGAAACUCAUAAAAUGGACAUUUUAUAUUUUUCUAUAAGAACAAAAAAUUAAGGUAUAGAUGACUGACCAAGGGCUUAAUCAAAUAAAAUGACUAACAGUAUCUAUCAUAAAGCCACACAAGCCUUAUGUUCUCAUCUCAAAAAUGCUGUGACAGCUUUUUGGCUGCUUUAACCAUAAGAAAAAUGAUUGGUGGAUGAUUUUACUAGCCCAGGCUUUUAAAAACUUUCAUCUAGGCCAGGCGCAGUGGCUCACACCUGUAAUCCCAGCACUUUGGGAGGCCUGAGUGGAUGGAUCACUUGAGGUCAGGAGUUCAGGACCAACCCGGCCAACAUGAUGAAACCCUGUCUCUACUAAAAAUAGAAAAAUUAGUUGAGUGUUAUGGUGCAGGCCUGUAAUCCCAGCUACUCGGGAGGCUGAGGCAGGAGAAUUGCUUGAACUCGGGAGGUGGAGGUUGCGGUAAGCCAAGAUUGCGCCACUGCACUCCAGCCUGUGUGAUAGCGCAAGACUGUCUCCAAAAAAAAAAAAAAGAAAGAAAAACUUUCAUUUAAUCCUUCUGUAGCAAACAGGCAUUCAGAACCAUUCCAUUGAUCUUAAUAAAGCUGCUCUUUACUGUUUCUAGUCAAAAACAAGACUUCCAAUCAAACCAUAAGAUUUUAUACUGCAGAUAGUCAGCUUCACCAAAGCCACAGAGGAAACAUGUUGAGAUCAGGCAUCCCGCUUGAUAGUUUCUUGACUACCAUUAAAAUGAAGGUUGGGAAGUCAUGAAAGUCACUGGUAGGCCAUUAGCAUUGAUAUCUUUAAAACGUCUACCCUAAACCAUCUGCUGUGGACCCGUAAUAAGAGGCCUGUUGUAUAUGAAAUUGUCUAGAAUUCAGGUGCAGGUCUUUGCCAGUUAAGUAAGGGAGCAACAUGUAAAAUGGGGGAGGAGUAGGUGCACUUACUUGCCUCCACUUCUGUCCUGAUUUAACCAGCAUUUUUCAACCCUGGGAAAAUUUGCAGAAUCUAAGUUGAUUGUAAUGAUUUUGAACUGCAGUGGCUUUAACUCUUACCCUUUUCCCACAUAGUUACGGUUUGUGAGUUGGAAAGAAACAACUGUAGGUAGCUACACAUACAUAAUGAUCUCUUUAUUCACAAAGGUUAUAGUAAAAUUGUAAAUGACUUUCUAAGUGCUAAUAUUCAAAACUUUUGGAUUAAAAUGUAUUUUUCACAAUGUA
This is a messenger RNA of Cercocebus atys (sooty mangabey), 4123 nucleotides long. It is a transcript of the gene GATAD1, whose product is annotated as GATA zinc finger domain containing 1. The record is from RefSeq and is a predicted model, not a curated record. Gene Ontology annotation, cellular component: nucleus. Gene Ontology annotation, molecular function: zinc ion binding; sequence-specific DNA binding. Lineage: Eukaryota; Metazoa; Chordata; Mammalia; Primates; Cercopithecidae. The transcript has 5 exons. The coding region runs from base 2214 to 2870 and encodes 218 amino acids. Gene Ontology annotation, biological process: chromatin organization; regulation of DNA-templated transcription.